AAUGAAGGUGAAGAUUGUAUUGUAAAUAUAGGAGUUGAAGUCAUCAUAAAUGAAAAAUCAAAUGUAUCAUUUAGAAGUUUAAAAGAGUCAUUCGAGUUAUUUAUAAAGGAAACAAAUAAACAGCAAGAAGUUAUUAAAUCAUUAUUAUCACUUAAAUCAUUGGAGAGAACAAUAACAUAUUUGGAUCACCCCGAAAAAAAUAUAGUAGAGUAUUACAAAGUUAUAUUAUUGGGUAUAACAUCAAACAAUUUAUCAAAUAAAAUUCUCAGUUUUCAAAAUAGUAGUAACGAGGUCAGUGAUUGUCAGCUUCAAGAUAUUGAUAAAUUAAAUGUUUCAACAAUAAAUUAUCAAAUAUUUUUAUAUAAAUUAUCUCAUGACUCACCACAAAGCGAAUUAAUUGAUGAACAGGAAUCAUUCUCUCCAUACCAGCAGUUAUUGUUACCAAAUAAAUCAUUCGAAACUCUAUGGGAAAAUUUAAUUUAUGAAGAAGGUUUAAAGUCAAAUUUAUUAUCAUAUAUGUCAACAAUAGUUUUAUUUUCAAAAUUUAAAAUAGAUUCAAAUAUAUGUUCAAAUAAUAAGGUUAUAUUUUUAUAUGGACCACCAGGUACAGGCAAAACAUCGUUAGCAAAAGCAUUGGCACAAAAAAUAUCAAUUCUAUACAAGGAUAAAUUUAGCUAUACACAACUUAUUGAAAUUAACACACAUAGUUUAUUUAGUAAAUGGUUUUCAGAGAGUGGCAAAUUGGUAAUGAGGAUGUUUGAAAAUAUAAAAGAAAUUUUAGAAGAUCAAAAUUGUUUUGUAAUGAUUUUAAUUGACGAGGUUGAAAGUUUAGCAGCAGCAAGAAAUGCAUCAAUUAACAGUGGUACAGAGCCAACAGACUCAAUAAGGGUGGUCAAUGCAUUUUUAACACAAUUGGAUCAAUUAAAAAACUUUUCAAAUGUUUUAGUAGUUGCAACAUCAAAUAUUACCAAAGCUGUUGACUUGGCAUUUAUUGACAGAGCCGAUAUAAAGCAAUACAUUGGUCCACCUUCAGUAAAGGCAAGAGAA
Molecule: messenger RNA, 1047 nt
Organism: Dictyostelium purpureum
Lineage: Eukaryota; Evosea; Eumycetozoa; Dictyosteliales; Dictyosteliaceae
Exons: 2
Biological process (GO): reciprocal meiotic recombination; meiotic recombination checkpoint signaling
Cellular component (GO): chromosome; nucleus
Molecular function (GO): ATP hydrolysis activity; ATP binding
Source: RefSeq, a predicted model, not a curated record